Fusarium redolens is the source of this 2408-nucleotide messenger RNA. RefSeq lists its product as uncharacterized. The coding region runs from base 76 to 2181 and encodes 701 amino acids. NCBI's taxonomy places the organism in Eukaryota, Fungi, Ascomycota, Sordariomycetes, Hypocreales, Nectriaceae. The transcript has 2 exons. The record is from RefSeq and is a predicted model, not a curated record.
AACCUUGCAUCACAAGUUUAAUUUACGAAAAUAUCUUGAAAUGUCUCCGAGACUCAGUAUCUAGUGCCUGUUGCUAUGUUAAGCAUGGCAUCCACUUCAUCAGAGACCGAGGUUUACAUUACACCGCCAACAACUCCGUCACAAACGACAUGUCAAUUCCCUGGUCGCCUUUUGGUGCAACCCAGCUUCCUCGAUCUUGAAUUCGAUGAGAGUCGCUUUUCACUACCAAAUAAAGCCAGGGGUAUCUGCUGCUCAGCCAAGAACGUCUGGUAUUCCAAUUAUCAUUGGCCGGAGCAGUCUCAGUAUAAGCAUCUCUUCGAACAAGCCUCGGAAACAUGGGAGAAGCUUGCACCUGAGUUUAGCAGGAUAUGGAAUGCGGUUUGGAGGAGGUCCCUUGCAACAACACCAUGGACCGUUGAGCUACGGCUUGCUGGUGUCCACCAGCCCGACGAACAACGAGUUAUUAUGAGGCCGAGCGUUUGGAUCAGAAGCACGGAUGAGGCUAUUCGCAGUGGCACUGUUUGGAAGAGGCUACAAAAGGAGGUUCGCAAACUAGGCCUCGACUCGGCCCAGUAUGCGUCAAUAUUCGCUGAAGGUGGUUUAAAGUCAGCAAAUGGUCCAGCCUCUGUCCCGUUGGAACAGUUGAAUUUGCGAAAAGGAAUCGAGUUCUCAUAUGGCGCAACCUUACAUACCCACGUCACCUGGUGGGCCGUCAGUGGACCUUAUGAAUGUGGCGAGGUCUGCUUGACUACGAUUGUAAAAAAUGGACGGAUAGUUUAUCAGGAGGCAUCACGCAUCGGAGGCGUAUUGGUCAUCAAUGCCUCACUCGAGGCAGGGGUUACCUCAGGGCACACCAUGCUUCUUUACUACUUGGAAAACAUCGAUAAAGUGACUCUGGAGAGGAGAAAUGAUCUGAAAGGCACUACGCAAAGUAGUUAUAGUCAUAGUUCGGACUCGGAAGAUGACGAACAAGACAGUAGCGAUGACUGCAAGCUCGUUGAAAGCGACACCAACAGUCCAGACCCCAUUCAUGAUCUCGGUUAUAUCGAUCUUGAAAAGGUCGAUACUUGGGUUCCAGUGAACCUAUCAGGGAUUAUUAACUUCAUCAGACAAGCCGAGGUCGACCUCUCGCGCAACACCCCAUAUGUGAAACUCACAAGUCCUUCAACUGGCCCGAUACCUGCAGACUUUGCCCUUGUGUCUCGAAUAGAAUUCGAUUUAUUUUUAGGCAGGGACGACAACACCUACAAUUUCAAUGGACAAAAGAACGUAUCCAGCAUCUGCCCUGACUCUUGGCUAACGAAGAACGAGCAAGAAAUACUCGUCUUGCUGGGUAAUGGAACCGAAGCCUCGGCCGGCUUCCUUCAACCAGCGAAAAUACCCUUCUCUAUUGGGAGCACAACCAUUUGGGCACGGAAGAUCCGCUUGACUGCCCCUUUAGGUCGCGGUACAUCAGGCUCUUGGGUUGUUCUACGUGACUCGGGAAGAUUAUGCGGCUCAAUCAUAGCUGUCUUCGAACGCGAGCCAUGUGCACUUAUGAUGACCGCGCAGACUCUUCUCUCCGACAUUAUAAAAUAUUCCCGGGAUGUAUCACUCAUCACAAUAGGAUCCUGCAAACUGGACCUGAAAGAUGAAAGUCAAGCCUUGGUGUUCAACGAUCUUGGUCAUGAAGUGGGGAUAAGGUCCGUCACUCAGAAUACUCAUAUUCCACUCACCGAAGUGAAGUCCAGGAGGGCAAUGGAGAAGUCCAUAGCAGCGCCUGAAGAGCCUCAGGUGUUGCCCCAAACCAUAUCUCUUGAUCCAACAACUACAACUCCCAGCCCCAGACAACCGCAUAUAGCUAACUACUGUUCUUCACUUGGUAAUAACCAAGGAAGCGUUAGUGAUAUGGGGCAAUCAGAGCAUUCGUCGCCACCACAGGCCCAGAAUCUGUCACGUACCCGUAUGAAUAUGUGGUCACCUGAUAAUGUCAUUGCUCGAAUCUCCGCCAAGGUCAUCAGUGGGACGAACUUCAAUUUCACCACUAUAAUGACUCUGGAGUCCGAGAUAUCAGAGACACAACCGUCAGCGGGCCUUUUACGAUUUCCAGAUACCUCUCGUGCCGACUCGGCUCUUAUGGGAUGCGGUUCUGUAUUUGACCAAUUUAUGCCUAGCCGCAGGAUAGACUUCAGCCUUGGAUGAACUGGAUUGAGUCUUGCCAGCAGAUAGAAAAGAACUUGAAAGCGAACUCAAAUUCUAAUCUAGCGUUAGUUGAUUUACUAUAAAGUCAAUUGGGAUAAUGUCUCGAUCACGGAUUAAAGAUUUAUGUUUAGGAGUUGAUAUUAUCCUCUAAUUGUAUAUAUUCUCUCUGUCAGUAGACUGCUUGAUUAGCUGCAUUGAAUCUAUAGUAUUUCAGGUCCACUUCCGCU